CGGCAAUGUAAUUAAAUCUUCGCAUGUUUUUACAGAAUAAGGAUCGUGGGAUAUUCGUGUUUCUGUGUGGGUGACACCUAAUAAAGAAAGAUCUUAGAAACUUGUAAAAUUUGUAAUAUGUGUCUGUGAGAUUCAACCAUUUUUUAUAGAUGAUGGAAAAUGACAGUGUAAAGUUAUCAUGUUAUGAAUUAAAUUAAGGAGGCUAAAAACAUGUUCCAGACAUGGUGUCAUCAACAAACAAGUUCCGUCAUGGUGAUCCGAAUACAUUUUUUCUCACAAUCUUUAUUUUGUUUGGUUUACGACAAUUGCCAACAUGAUGCGUAGCUUUGAUUUGUUUCAUUCAAGCGUUUUGGUUCUUACAUAGAUUUGAUUUGUAAAAUUAUUCACAUGAUAGUCAUUUACUUUUUCAUUCGAGGAAAUUCGAAACCAAAAUGCCGAAAACAACGUAUAGCCAAAUGGUCAAUAGUGAAAUUGAUGUUUGUGCCGAUUGUAGCCAAAUAAACCCCACUUGGGCUUCAAUCAAUCAUGGCACUUUUUUAUGUGAUCAAUGUGCCAUCAUACAUCGUAGUCUUGGUAGGAUUAUAUCACAAAUCAAGCCAUUGAAUUCAAACAAUUGGAAAUCAACUCAAUUACAGAUGGUAUUUGACUUGUAUCGUAGUGGUUCCAAUUCCAUUUGGGAACAUACGCUUUUGGAUCCACAUGUAUCAUCUGGUAAUCAUCAUCAAACAACUCACAAUAAAGCUCAUCUAAGAAAGAAACCACAACCUAAUGAUUUAUUGCAUCCAAAUAAAAGUGAUUUUAUUCGAGCUAAAUAUCAAUCAUUUGCCUUUGUGAACAAAUCUCAUGGUAUCAAAGAUGAUGUUGAAUCCGAAGCUGAUAUUAGUGAACAAUUGCAUUCGAGUGUACGGACACCGAAUCUUAAAACAAGCCUAAGGCUUUUGAUUGCUGGCGCUAAUCCGAAUUACAUACAUUCAGAGAAAUUUAAUUCUCCACUUCAUAUGGCCGCAAGAUCGGGCCAAAUGUCUCAGAUAGAAUUAUUGCUUGCUUAUGGUGCCAAUUCAAUCAUUGUUGAUUCACGAAACAAAUCGGCGAUCGAUUAUGCACGUGAUGCUGGCCAUCAUGACAUUUUUCAUCGAUUAAUUGAACAUCAGUUUGAUUUGACGGAUACAUUGACUCGUUUUAUUUGUCAAGGUCGUCAACCUAAUCAUCGAAAUGGUGAACAUUUUCUCUUCGUAGAUGUAAAGUCGGAAUUGAUCAAUUAUUUUGACAACACUAUCGAUGUUAGCAACGAUAGUAAUCAACUACGAAAUUCAACUGAAAUGUUUCGCAAUGAACUACAUCAAAGCUUGCAAUCAUUAGGGCAUAAGUUAUUUCAAGAAUUAACACGUGAUGUCUACGAUGAGCUUGAUCGACGUGAAAUAAAUGCCUUUGUUACUGCAGCUUAUUCCAAUGAAAAUGGAAAAUUAUCUAUUCUACAUCAACAAUUGAUUAUACCAUUUUUGCCUGUUUAUCAGUAUUUUUCCACCACUCGAAAUCAAGGCAGACAAAAAUUGGCCCUACUCAAUACAAAAGAAUUGACAUUGUUGAUUGUCGAUGUUUUGAAUGAAGUACGUCGCCGUGUUUACAAUAUACAAUAUGCAUCAGGAAGUUUGAAUAAUAAUAGAAAUACGGAUAAAGAUGAUCGUAACCGUAAUCAUGAAAUUGAAAACAAUGAUUCAGAACCUCUUUAUGAUUCCGUACCAUCAGAAGAGGAUUAUGAUGAUCUUAAUUUUGAUAGUGAAUUGAACACCAUUGUCAAAAAUCGAAACAUACAGAAUCUAAAUAGUAUACCGGUAAAAUCUUCGGAUAUAGCCAUGAAACAAGAUGUUUCCAAUCCUAUAUCAACCAAGGAGUAUAAUGCCCUGAAAGAACAGGUUGUAAAAUCUUCAGAAUUGAUUGAAGCCUUUCUCAACGAGAAUAAAACAAUGCGAAUGGAACUUAAUCAUUUACAAAUAAAAUUGGAUAAAUUAACAGUUGAAAAUGUUCAGCUUAGACAAUUUAUACUUACACCAUCAUCAUCAUCUGCUAAUCCUUCAAUGAAGUCAUCAAUGAUCAUGAAUGAACCAAAAAGUACAUCAAUGUUGAUUGAAAGCACUGAAGAUUUAUUAAACAGUCAUAAUAAUAUUGUAUCCUAUCUACAUAAUCAGCAAACAACGAAUCGUGUUAGGCCCCAAUCAAUGUCAACAAUUACCAAUGAUUUUUCUUCACAAUCGAUGGCAAUGAUGACAAUGUUGAAUAAAUCACCUGCAUCAUUAAAUCAUGCAUCACCUUCGAGUUUAUCAGUAUCGCCAUCAAAUUCUAUGGCCAAUUAUAAUAAUCCUAAUAAUCAACGAAAUUUAUCACCUCAUAAUUAUAAUAUGGCAUUCAGCAGUAAUAAUAAUAGCAAUGAUCCUACCGAUCAUCGUCUUCAUCAUUCAUCAUUUAUAGAUUCAUCAUCAUCAUUAUCUAGUCAGUUACAACAAACAUCGAAUAAUAGAUCAUCAUCAUCUCCUCAUUCUCAUCAACACCAACCAACCCCACCCAAACAACAUCAGCCUGCGUCGCAGACAAAUCAAACAAAUUUGAAUGAACAGCGACCAUAUUCAAUUACGGCCGGAACCAUUUUGGCUAAUUCAAGUCUUUCGAAACCAAGUGCCUCAAAAACUACUUUGCCUACUAAAGAUGAGGUUAUUAGGAAAAUUGAAUUUAUAACAAAUGGAAUCAAAGAAUUGCUUAUUAAAGCGAAAGAAGAAAAACAUAAUGAAUUUCAUCAUUGUUCGGAACGAAUAUGUAAUUAUGUAUCAGAUAUGAUCAACUUAUUCCCAGAGUCGAUAGAGUCCUCUAAUAUGGAUAAUCUAUUACAAUUGAAUCAGGCAUUCAUCGUAUUACAAGGCAAUGUGAUUCAUUUGAAUGAAUUGUGUCAUUCAUAUGAAAAUCGUCCUCCACCACGUUAUCAACAUAGCAAUUCAACUCCUAAUCACAAAGAAAAUAAUCGAUAUAAUUACAAUAAAGUUAUCGAUAAGGCAGCCGAAGUGGCAUCAUCGGUGAAAUCGAUCAUUAACCUGUAUAACAUACAGACGGCGACGACAGCCACAGCCACCAAUAUUCAAUAAUUCAACAUUUUAAAUGAUGGCUGAACUUUAUAUUUACAAUUUAAAACAUUUGUUAUUGAAUCUUUUUCAUUUGAUUUUAAAAACACUGAAUUAUUCACUCCAAUUAAUUCAUCAUUUUUUAUUUUCUUCGAGAAAAUAUAAUUAUUUUGAUCACUUUUUUCAAAAAUAAAAAUCUGUA
Molecule: messenger RNA, 3309 nt
Organism: Dermatophagoides farinae (American house dust mite)
Lineage: Eukaryota; Metazoa; Arthropoda; Arachnida; Sarcoptiformes; Pyroglyphidae
Gene: Git
Product: ARF GTPase-activating protein GIT1
Biological process (GO): regulation of G protein-coupled receptor signaling pathway; synaptic vesicle recycling; brain development
Cellular component (GO): synapse
Molecular function (GO): small GTPase binding; GTPase activator activity
Source: RefSeq, a predicted model, not a curated record